Molecule: messenger RNA, 835 nt
Organism: Colletotrichum scovillei
Lineage: Eukaryota; Fungi; Ascomycota; Sordariomycetes; Glomerellales; Glomerellaceae
Exons: 1
Coding region: 251-835 (194 amino acids)
Source: RefSeq, a predicted model, not a curated record
GGCAUGGGAGAUUAAUGGAAAACCUUCGCCAUCCCUAGGUAAGAAGUCUGGAGACUCCUUUCGGAGUGCCAUUCGAACUUGAAGUACAUCAAAAACUCGUUAUUGUGGUGUUUCGAAGCGAUCUGACGAAACGUGUAUCCUAGUAUAUAACUGCAAGUCUGACACCGAAUCCCCGCCGAGCGUGAAUUACCCAGACGAUGUUGCAUUAUCAGUCACUUCGUUUCCAAACCUUGGCGCAACGCAUGCAGUCAUGUACGGCUGUACACAACCCAUCAUCAAGUCAACUACCAAAUACCUGAAGGACUUUGGGGGACAAGCCAUUCAUCCUCUUGUCAUGCCCAUGAUAUUCGCCGAGAUAGAACGCACCCGUCUGUUCGAUUUGCUUGAUAAAGAGAGAACCACGCUCGAGCAGCGCAUUUUGGAUCUGGAAACUAAACUUCGAGGCGAAGCUCAGAGUCCUACCUCCGAGAAAGCAGACCCUGAGCCCUUGUUGCGAAUGAGAGAUUGCGAGUCGACGAAACUUUGGAUGGAUGUCAACCGGCUGAAGAAUGGGCUCCACAGUCUGAGAAUCCAGCUGCAAAACCUGAUAGAACAUUCAGAAAAUCUAGCCAUGACGUACUUCAAGCCUUCCGUUGAAGGUAAAGAUGGCAUUGAUAAAUAUGUCGAAGAGCGGGGAACAGGAGACAGGAUUGAGAUGAGACUACGCGAAAUGGUUGAUGAGUUGGGCAGUAAGAUUCGAACCUGUGAAGGCCUUCUUGGCGGCAUGUCAUUAUCUGCUCAAAUGGUGAGAGAAACUAAACCUAGCCUGUUAAUCCACAAACAUCAGAUGAACUGA